UCAUGGCUGCGGAUGUAUGGCUACCUACCUCAGGCCAGCAGACAGAUGUCCACCAUGCGGUCAGCUCACAUCCUUUCAAAUGCCGUCAGCGACAUGCAGCGUUUCUACGGCCUGGAGGUCACCGGCGCGAUGGACCAAGGCACGGUGACAGCCAUGCGGAGGCCGCGCUGCGGAGUCCCAGACAAGUUUGGGGGUCAGAUCAAGACCAACGUUCGGCGGAAACGUUAUGCACUCACUGGCCACAAAUGGAACAAGAGCCACCUCACCUACAGUAUACAGAACUACACACCAAAGAUCGGGGAGUACAACUCGUAUGAGGCCAUCCGGAGGGCCUUCAAGGUGUGGCAGAAGGUGACCCCGCUGACCUUCGAUGAGAUCCCCUACCAGGAGAUCAAAUAUGGCCGGAGGAAGGAGCCUGACAUCAUGAUCUUCUUUGCCUCGGGUUUCCAUGGAGACAGCUCACCUUUCGAUGGCGAGGGCGGGUUCCUUGCCCACGCCUACUUCCCUGGUCCUGGUAUGGGCGGUGAUACUCACUUUGACUCUGAUGAGCCAUGGACCAUCGGCAAUGGGAACUUGCAAGGUAAUGAUCUGUUCCUUGUUGCUGUACAUGAGCUGGGCCAUGCCCUGGGCCUGGAACACUCCAACAACCCAAUGGCCAUUAUGGCUCCUUUCUACCAGUGGAUGGAAACGGAUGACUUUCAUCUGCCCGAGGAUGACCUCAGAGGAAUACAACAGAUCUAUGGUCAGCCAGGCGGUACACCCACCCAGGCUCUUCCCACUGUCACUCCUCGCCGGCCAGCCCAGCCAGAACACUCACCCCCCAACUCUCCUCCCAACACUCCCCCCAGAUCUCCCCCUAACUCUCCCCCCAACGCCCCACCCCGGAGGCCAGAUAAGCCCCGCACGACUGACCGCCCGGACCACUACGGCCCCAACAUCUGUGAAGGGAACUUCGACACGGUCACCAUGCUCAGGGGAGAGAUGUUUGUGUUCAAGGGUCGCUGGUUCUGGCGGGUGCGGAGGAACAGGGUCCUGGACAACUACCCUAUGCCCAUUGGUCACUUCUGGAGGGGACUGCCUGGAGACAUCGAUGCAGCCUACGAGAGACACGAUGGGAAAUUCGUCUUCUUUAAAGGGAAUAAGUACUGGUUGUUCAGGGAGGCCAACCUGGAGCCUGGUUACCCCCAGGAGCUGACGGACUAUGGCAGGGACAUCCCCUAUGACAGGAUAGACACAGCCAUCUGGUGGGAACCAUCAGGUUUCACAUACUUUUUCAAAGGAGACUGGUACUGGCGCUUUAACGAACAGUCCCGUGCAGUCGACAAGGACUACCCCAAGCCAAUCAGUGUGUGGGGCUCUGCGGUCCCGUCCUCUCCCAAGGGGGCUUUCCUCAGCGAUGAUGGAGCUUAUACAUACUUCUACAAGGGAUCCAAAUACUGGAAGUUUGACAACCACCGGAUGAAGAGUGAGCCGGGCUACCCUAAAUCCAUCCUGAGGGACUUCAUGGGCUGCAGUGUGGACCUGGACCCAGAUAGAGACAGGGACACCGACGCAGGCCGAAAGGUCCCCGACGUGGAUCGCCCGCCCUUCAACCCUGACGCAGGCCGGGACAAAGACAAGGACAAGGAGAAGGACAAGGAGCGGGACCACACCAACGAUGUAGACUAUAAGGACGAGAGAGACGAGGAGACCAACGAGGUGGACGUGGUGCUGAAGAUCGACGAGAGUGAGACGCGCGCUAUGAACAUCAUCAUGGUGACAGUACCCCUGAUCCUGGUGCUGUGCAUCCUGGGACUGACCUACGCCAUCAUCAACACACUGAAGAGGAAAGGAGCUCCCAAACUGCUGGUCCACUGCAAACGCUCCAUGCAAGACUGGGUGUGACCUCUGACCCACUUAAUAACCCCCCCCCCCAACCUGAACCCUACCCUUGUUCUUCUAUAUUCUCAUCCAAAACAUGAUAGUAUAGACAUACGUGCAAAUACAUACAUACACGGAUUCAAAAACACACACACACACGCACGCACACACACACACACACACAGCAAACAUAAACACAUACUCCUAACUCCUCUCCCUCCCAUGGUGCUCUACCCAAUGAGUUGACUGUGGUCUGUUUAUUUCAGAAAGUUUGCACAUUGUUUUUUGUUUUUGUUUGGUUCAUAUUCUGUGUUUGUUUUCUAAACCAGGAAGUGUCUGCAUUAUUUUCUCUCUCUCCGCCCCGUUACAGAGGGUUUCUCUGAGAUAACUUCCAUCUGGUUCUUGGAUUAACCUUUGGAGAA
Coregonus clupeaformis (lake whitefish) is the source of this 2282-nucleotide messenger RNA. Its product is annotated as matrix metalloproteinase-15. The record is from RefSeq and is a predicted model, not a curated record. Gene Ontology annotation, molecular function: metalloendopeptidase activity; zinc ion binding. Gene Ontology annotation, biological process: proteolysis; extracellular matrix organization; collagen catabolic process. NCBI's taxonomy places the organism in Eukaryota, Metazoa, Chordata, Actinopteri, Salmoniformes, Salmonidae. Gene Ontology annotation, cellular component: extracellular matrix.